Exophiala mesophila is the source of this 3679-nucleotide messenger RNA. RefSeq lists its product as uncharacterized. The transcript has a single exon. Gene Ontology annotation, cellular component: nucleus. Gene Ontology annotation, molecular function: protein binding; ubiquitin-protein transferase activity. Gene Ontology annotation, biological process: protein ubiquitination; ubiquitin-dependent protein catabolic process; mitotic cell cycle checkpoint signaling. Lineage: Eukaryota; Fungi; Ascomycota; Eurotiomycetes; Chaetothyriales; Herpotrichiellaceae. The record is from RefSeq and is a predicted model, not a curated record. The coding region runs from base 337 to 3318 and encodes 993 amino acids.
CUGGGCUGCGGUCCUUGCCGCUUAACCGCCAACCACCAACCACCAACCGCCAACCUCCACAUCUUGCCAUAGUCAUCCUGGCCACCAAAGUUGGGCUUUUCAUUUCUUAAUUCGUAGCUGAACUUCUUCCGCUCGUUUACUCUCCUCUCCCUCUAUCCUCCUUUCCUCAUCCAUGUCACGACGACAAGACCAUGUUAUCGGCAGGUUGCUAGACCAAAGAGCCUCUCAAUGGCCAUCUAAAAUGUUGUUACACUAGCCUCGACUCUAGCGACCCCAGUUCCCUUCAUACUGGCCUUGGGAGUUGAUUCCCUUGAGUCACAUGCUCUUCACAACAACAUGGCGACGACUGCCACCACCGCUUCCCAAACAGGCCUGCUGAACCUUGAGAAAGAGCUUGUGUGUUUCAUUUGCACCGAGCUUCUCUACCAGCCGCUGACCUUGAUCGACUGCUUACACUCAUUCUGUGGCUCCUGUCUUAAGGAAUGGUUUUCUCACCAAUAUCGCAAAGCAGCCCACUCGCAUUCUUCGUCCUCUGCCAGCCCUUAUACCUGCCCAACAUGUCGAGCCCCAGUCAAAGAUGCUCAGCACAAUGCCAUGAUAAACACCCUGCUCGACAUGUUUCUGGCCGCCAACCCAAGCAAAGCAAGAUCGGAGCAAGAAAAGGCAGAGAUGGCUCAAGGUUAUAACCCCACCGACAAUAUCAUGCCCAAAGUCGAGAGUCACCGCCGCCGCGAGCGUCGCCGUCGAGAGGAGGAAGAAAUCGCCGCUAGAGAGAGGCGGACUGCCAACGAUGCCAUCAGAGAACGCGCUGCUCAUUCUCAACUUCUUGACCCUGAGGCAAGCGCCUCCAGAGGCAGUCGAGCCAGCCAGUCGAGGAGUCGAGACCGCCGAGAUCGCAGAGACAGGUCUGAGAAUUCUAGAGAUCCCGACCGCAGACAGACUAGGAACGACAUCUCGGAUUCAGAAGCACUCCCAGCCCAUCCUCCCUCUGCUCGCUCGUCAGAUUCCUUCGACCAAACUUCUUUGUCGCCACCUCCCACCUCUCCUCGCCACCCGGAUGCUGUUGAAGCACGUCAGAGGGGCGUGCGCACUGUCGCCCACCAAGCUAGCUUGCGCUCAAUUGUCAGCGCCUCAGAGAGUGGAACCGGUACUGGCGACAGCCUUAGUGAGGCACAACUGAUGCAGGAUAUCAUAGCAGAAGGCCUUCUGGACGGUAUCAACGUCGACGAAUUGACCGAGGAACAACAGGACGAACUCAGCGAACGUAUCGCCGAACGAUAUAGACAACUGCACCCUGAAAGGGUUCGCCGCCGUCUGAGCAACGAACGGCGAGCUGAAGCGAGACACAACAGCCUCCCCACCCGUCCAGCAGUGAGACAUCAAGACGCCGCUGUCGAUGAGUCUAAUUCUGGUCCCAGACAGGCGUCGAGAAAUUCCGCCCGGCGACAAACUCAACCAAGUCCCAGACCAACCCAUCCGGUGCCCGCCUCCUCGUCAGACCUCCGUCCGCCCACAUCAUACCCUCAGAUCAGUCCAGAACAGGCAUUGACACCGCCUCAACAAUCCUCUCGUCGAAGAAGGGCAUCUAAUGAGAGUGGCAGGAGCGAAGCCUCUACAGCAAGGAGUUCUCGGAUAGCCCAAGUCCCGGUCACCCGAAUUGCAUCCAACAAUAGGUCUGCGACAGAUCUGUCCAACAGACCACAGUCAUCGUCUUUUUCUUCAGAUCGCCCCAGACAGCCGCCCAGCACCGAGAGAUCCAACACCGACCCACAAAGAUCACCACGGGCCUCUGAUGUCUGGAGAGCUGGUGGGGGCCAGGUGGCCAGUCCUCCUGAAUUCGCCAACCCCAUUGCAUCUGCAGCCCCGGUCGAAUCGCCCCGAACCAUUUCAACUGGUCCCAGUAACGCGCCCAUUCCUGUGGUGCCACUCAUCACUUCUGAUCCGGGGGCCUCUGCCCCAGAACCCGCUAUUCAUCCCGUCCUGAUGACCACAUUUGAUGAGCCGACCAUCUCCUGCGCUCGUUGUAACCGGACCGACAUCCAGUACGAGAUACAUAAGCAUUGCGCCCCGUGCAAUCUGGAUCUUUGUUUGAGAUGCUACAAGAGUGGUCGUGGGUGUAAUCACUGGUUUGGAUUUGGUCACGCAGCAAUGCUCAAAUUUGAAGCUUCACAUCCACGCAGCAACCAACAGCUUGAACUCCCCCAUCUCUUGAUUGGUAGGCAGUACCGCAAGCCGCCGUCAAAUUCGAGACAGGGCACGAGGGCGAGCAUCCUUCUCACCACCUCUGACCCAGCUUCGCGCCUCGCGGAAGGCAACUUCUGCGAUCGUUGUGGUCGUUUUGCUAAUGCCUGCUUCUGGUCCUGUGACUACUGUAACGAUGGCGAGUGGGGAUUUUGCAACGAUUGUGUCAAUACCCAGCAUUGCUGCACCCAUCCACUGUUACCCGUCGCCCACAAAUCAUAUGACCCUCGAUCUGCUAGUCAUCGUCAAGGAGCCAUCAUCCAGUCGGGUUCAGUCACUCUCAGUCCUUACCGCCGUGGUGGCAGGGAUUCGUCACCAGCCCAUAGUUUACCAUCGAGCGCCGCAUCCGCAAAUGGGACAUCUCCAGGACCCCGAGCCGACUUCAUCCCACUCAUCAUGACCACCAAUUGCGACAUCUGCUCCCGCCCCAUCGCGCCCGAAGAGAUGCGAUAUCAUUGCCCCAGCCACCCAACACCAUCACCAGACAGCAAUGAUCAAGUCGGCGAUUUCGACAUCUGUAGUGACUGCUACCACGGACAUGUCAAGACCGGUCGCAUUCCACCAGAAGAUGGCCCUGAUGGCUGGCGCUUGUGCCCUGCUGGCCACCGUAUGGUCUCCAUAACCUUUGAUCCCGAUCGAGAUGGUGGCCAGAGGAGAACCGUCAUCUGUGAUCUGGUCGGGGGCACAAAGUUGUCAAAGGAAGACAUGAUCUCCUGGCGGCAGAGAAGCACGCGUACAGGGGGUGCGGCUCCUUCGAUCCCAAUCUCUCUUCUGGACCAAGGGCAAUGGUCUUGGCGUGAAGAUCCAAGUGGCACCAAACGUGCGACCAGAUCCCGUUCGUCGACAGUACCGGAUGCCUCCGCUACCAAAUUCCCGCCUGACGGAGGCCCGGGCAAAGUCUGUCGUGCUCUGUGGAGCUAUUAUCCAGAAGACGGCGAAGAUGGCCAUGGCGAGCUCAUGUUUCCCAAACACGCCGAAGUCCGGGAAACGGAGGAAGUCAAUGAAGAUUGGUGGUAUGGCGUCUAUGCGGGAGAUGUGGGCGUCUUCCCAAGCGUCUAUGUCAGAGAAGUGUCUUAGAAUAUUCGCAAUGGUUUAGAACAUGUGUUGGUCUCCUUGGCAUACGAAUCAUGUACCAGGAACGAGUUACGCCAAAGCAUGCAUGAAGCCGCACGUUGAAUGAAGAGAUGACCAAGUGAUGAGAAUGAGCACAGCACCAAGACCUUCAUAUCCAAUCGUUGAUUUAAUUGAUCAAGUAUAUUAUCAAUUCUGUAAUUGAAUGGCAUUAGGACACAUUGAUACCAAAAGAUUGCAUUUGCAACCAAGGCACUUACAGUCACACCAAGAUUAGAAACGAAAUGCCAUGUUUGACUCCGAACCCCCCAGCUCCUUCAUUUAUUAGCUAGGUAUGUUGACUACGCGGCAUGGAGAUAAACAUCUA